This is a messenger RNA of Brenthis ino (lesser marbled fritillary), 375 nucleotides long. The record is from the annotation of a GenBank genome assembly. NCBI's taxonomy places the organism in Eukaryota, Metazoa, Arthropoda, Insecta, Lepidoptera, Nymphalidae.
AUGUGUUCGUCAGUCGGUUUUGCGGUCAUCGUUUUGUGUGUUUUCACCACAGCUAAGUGCUUCCAACAACAGUACUUCAGGGUACCUCCUAGAAGUCUUCGAGUACAAGAAGGCUCGGAAGCUGUAUUGGAAUGUGCUGUCGCAAAUCUAGCUGGACAAGUUCAGUGGGCUAAGGAUGGAUUUGCUCUUGGUUUCUCAUCAGUAAUACCAGGGUAUCCCCGCUAUACGAUGUUCGGUGAUCGACGUCAUGGGGUCUACAACUUGCGUAUUGUGAACGUGACGUUAGAAGACGACGCAGAAUAUCAAUGUCAAGUGGGUCCUGCCCAAAUGCACAAAGUCAUACGAGCUAAUGCUUCACUAACAGUCAUAUGUAAG